AAUUCAGCAAUUGGAUUAUAGCAAGACUUUUGAGAAUUGCUGCUAGUCCAAACUGCCACAUUUUACAUGAGAACAUUAGUAAUGUGAUUUGUUCUUUACUCUGCCUUUUCAAAGUCAAAAACUGUGUCUUGUUUAACCUUGUAACAAAAGAACUGCUGUAUCUUCUUCAAGAUCUGAUUUCAAUCCAUGAAAAAAAUAUAGAGAUGAUUUUGACAUGGCCUGUGACUGUGAGCAGAUUUUCUUGCAAUUCCACUGCAAAUCUGGGCAAUUUAAGUUCUAUCCAGCUACAGUUAAAUGGAAUGAAUAACGUAGAAUGCUUGGAAAUAACUUCAAUAAGGAUUCUUACUCGUAUAGUUUCUUACAUGUAUUUCAAACCACAAGAUAUUAUCCUUUUUGGAAUAGGUUGCUCCCUUUUGGACUAUGGUAGCCCUAAAGUUAAAAUUUUGAGUAUGGCAUUUUUAACAGAACUCCUAGAGCUUGGAGGACUUCCAGAAGACCUAGCCAAUAAUUUCUUCUCAUUUCUAUUUGGAAUUUUGCAAUCCAUUCCUAUAAUGGAUUCUGCAAAGCUGGAAUUAUAUGAAGAACCACUCUUAAUAUUAGUGAGAACUUUAUUUCCUUUUCAAAUUCAUUCCCAUGAGACUUUUGAACCUAUUUAUCUAAACAUACUACUAGAAAAACUUCAUGCAUUGUUUGAAGCUGAUGCGCUCAGGUUUCUCCAGUCUAUGAAGAUAAAAGAAGUAUUAUGUCACAUACUACAGUAUUUCUUGAUGUAUGUACCAGCUGGAUAUGAAUCUGCUGUUCUGGUUAGAAAAACUUAUAUUAACAACAUUUGCAGAUUUUUCAUCUCAGCAAUUGGAUGCCAGAUAGAACAAGAGGUAAGUGUUAUUAAAAUGUUAACAAAGUAUCUGCUGAGUCCAGUCUAUGUAGUGUUGAAGUCUGUGACAGCAGAAAUCAUCCAGGAACUGCAGUGUAGGUGUUUUCCAGAGACUUCUGAUACUGAUGGGGGAAGUAGUAGCAGUAGUGAUGAUGUUCCACAAAAAAGGCUUCGUUUAUGUCUAUCCUUAAAACAUCCUAAAAACUUGCCAGCACCACCAGA
Protobothrops mucrosquamatus (brown spotted pit viper) is the source of this 1096-nucleotide messenger RNA. Its product is annotated as serine/threonine-protein kinase ATR-like. The transcript is spliced from 2 exons. Lineage: Eukaryota; Metazoa; Chordata; Lepidosauria; Squamata; Viperidae. Gene Ontology annotation, molecular function: protein serine/threonine kinase activity. Gene Ontology annotation, cellular component: nucleus. The record is from RefSeq and is a predicted model, not a curated record. The annotation marks the transcript as partial. Gene Ontology annotation, biological process: protein phosphorylation; telomere maintenance; DNA damage checkpoint signaling.